This is a messenger RNA of Cariama cristata (Red-legged seriema), 1497 nucleotides long. It is a transcript of the gene MGAT4B, whose product is annotated as mannosyl (alpha-1,3-)-glycoprotein beta-1,4-N-acetylglucosaminyltransferase, isozyme B. Gene Ontology annotation, molecular function: acetylglucosaminyltransferase activity. Gene Ontology annotation, biological process: protein N-linked glycosylation. The transcript is spliced from 13 exons. The annotation marks the transcript as partial. Lineage: Eukaryota; Metazoa; Chordata; Aves; Cariamiformes; Cariamidae. Gene Ontology annotation, cellular component: endoplasmic reticulum; endoplasmic reticulum-Golgi intermediate compartment; Golgi stack. The record is from RefSeq and is a predicted model, not a curated record.
AUGGGGGUCGUUUGCAUCAGCUUGGUGGAGAGGAGGAAAGAGGAAGAUGUUGGCAAGAGACUGCUCGUAGGUGACGUUGUGGACAUCUACCAGCGGGAAUUUCUUGCCCUCCGGGACCGACUGCACGCAGCCGAGCAGGAGAGCCUGAAGCGCUCGAAGGAGCUCAACCUGGUCCUGGAGGAGAUCAAGAGAGCGAUCUCGGAGAAGCAGGCCCUGCGGGAUAUAAACCGGACCUGGAGCAGCUUAUCUGACGAAACCAAGUUAAAACUGUGGAAUAUCACCAACAAGAAUGUGCUGCACCUUCCCACCAUCUUCCAUCAUUUGCCACAUUUGCUGUCAAAGGAGAACAGUCUGCAGCCAGCCGUGCAUGUGGGACAGGGGCGCACUGGAGUGUCUGUCGUGAUGGGAAUCCCCAGCGUGAAGCGAGAGGUGCAUUCCUACCUCACCGACACCCUCAACUCCCUCAUCUCAGAGCUCACUCAGCAGGAGAAGGAGGACUCCGUCAUCGUCGUCCUCAUCGCUGAGACGGAUCCGCAGUACACAGCUGGAGUGGCAGAAAAUAUCAAAAACUUAUUCCCAAAGGAAAUACACUCAGGUCUCCUGGAGGUAAUUUCCCCAUCUCCGCAUUUCUAUCCUGAUUUCUCCCGCUUACGAGAAUCCUUUGGGGACCCCAAGGAAAGAGUCAGGUGGAGGACAAAGCAGAACCUCGACUACUGCUUUUUAAUGAUGUAUGCCCAGUCCAAAGGCAUAUAUUACGUGCAGCUGGAGGAUGAUAUCGUGGCCAAACCAAACUAUCUCAGCACGAUGAAGAACUUUGCCCUGCAGCAGCCCUCUGAGGAGUGGAUGAUCCUGGAGUUUUCUCAGCUGGGAUUUAUUGGAAAAAUGUUCAAGUCUCUGGAUCUGAGCUUGAUCGUGGAGUUCAUCCUGAUGUUCUAUAAGGACAAACCCAUUGACUGGCUGCUGGAUCACAUCCUUUGGGUGAAAGUCUGCAACCCUGAGAAAGAUGCGAAACACUGCGACAGGCAGAAGGCAAACCUGAGGAUCCGCUUCAAGCCCUCACUCUUCCAGCACGUGGGAACUCACUCCUCCUUGGCUGGGAAGAUACAGAAGCUGAAGGACAAGGACUUUGGCAAGCAGGCCCUGCGGAAAGAGCACGUCAACCCUCCUGCGGAGGUGAGCACCAGCCUGAAAACCUACCAGCACUUCACCUUGGAGAAGGCUUACCUGCGGGAGGACUUCUUCUGGGCCUUCACUCCCACUGCCGGAGACUUCAUCAGAUUCAGAUUCUUCAAACCGCUCCGCAUCGAAAGGUUCUUCUUCCGCAGUGGGAACAUUGAGCACCCAGAAGACAAACUCUUCAAUACGACUGUGGAGGUUUUGCCAUUCGACAGCCUGCAGUUGGAUAAGGAAGCCUUGCAGGAGGGAAGAGGCACAGUCGUCAAAUACCACAGGACACCAGAUGGCUACAUCCAGAUAGGUACAGCAUGGUGUGGAGUG